UCCUAAAUGCAAGGAAUCCAAAUUCCUAUAUGGUCCACACUCCACAGACCACAGUACUCCGCAAGUCAUGCCUUGAUGAAACACUUUACUUCUAACACCAACCCCUUCCAUUCUACAUAACCCUUCUCUACUUUAACACACUCCCCUAUGCUUAUUAUGCUCUCUUCUAAUUACAUGGCAACACCAAAGACUCGUUUGCUUUUCUGUUUCUUGUUGUGCACCAUUUUCCACUUCCAAUUAUCUCUUCAAGACCCACAAGAUGAGGUUGGCUUUCUAGUUCAACCUGACUAUGUUAAUAACAAUAUGCUCCAAAUGAAAAGAGAUUCUAGGAAGAGAUGUGACUUUUCUGUUGGAAAAUGGGUUUAUGAUGAAUCUUACCCUCUUUAUGAUCCUAACUGCCCCUAUCUAAGCACUGCAGUUGCUUGUCAAAUAAAUGGGAGGCCUGAUUCUGAUUAUGAAAAGUGGAAGUGGAGGCCAAAUGAUUGUUCCAUCCCAAGGUUUGAUGCACUAAGGUUUCUUGGAAAAAUGAGAAGGAAGAGAAUAAUGUUGGUAGGUGAUUCAAUAAUGAGAAAUCAGUGGGAAUCUUUAGUUUGCUUAGUGCAAGGUGUAAUACCAACUGGUAGAAAAAGGGUGACAUAUAACGGACCUGCAAUGGCCUUCCAUGCUAUGGAUUUUGAUACAUCAAUUGAGUUUUACUGGGCACCACUGCUAGUAGAAUUGAAGAAAAGUCCAGAAAAUAAGAGAGUUUUACAUUUGGAUUUGAUUGAAGAAAAUGCAAAAUCUUGGAGAGGAGUUGAUAUCCUUAUCUUUGAUUCAGCUCAUUGGUGGGCUCACUCCGAUCAAACAAGCUCGUGGGAUUACUACAUGGAAGGAAAUAAUCUGAUAAGAAACAUGAAUCCUAUGGUUGCUUAUCAAAAAGGACUCAAUACAUGGGCAAGGUGGGUGGAUCUAAAUCUAGACCCUCAAAGAACCAAAGUCAUUUUCAGAAGCAUUUCACCUAGGCAUAACAGGGAAAAUGGUUGGAAAUGCUACAAUCAGAAGCAGCCUCUACCAUUUUUCAGCCUCCAAAAACAUGCUUCUGAACCUAUGGUUGUACUCAAAGGAGUGCUGAAGAGAAUGAGGUUUCCAGUAUACCUGCAAGAUAUUACAACAAUGACUGCCUUACGCGGAGAUGGACAUCCUUCAGUCUAUAGGAAGGCAAUAAACCAAGAUGAGAAACAAAAACAAGGAAAAAAUCAUUCCUCCGAUUGCAGUCAUUGGUGCCUCCCUGGAGUGCCUGAUAUUUGGAAUGAGAUGUUCAGUGCAUUGUUUUGACUAAGAAAUGUAAACAACUGCUUUACAUUAGGAUUUAUUAUAUUGUCUUUUGAGUUUAGUACUCCUACAAGUACAUUGUUGUUUGCUGUUCUAUUUAUAAUUAAUUCAGCAUUGAAUAUAUUUUUAUUUCCAAUAAAAUUACAAUUUUCAA
This is a messenger RNA of Cicer arietinum (chickpea), 1465 nucleotides long. Its product is annotated as protein trichome birefringence-like 36. Lineage: Eukaryota; Viridiplantae; Streptophyta; Magnoliopsida; Fabales; Fabaceae. Gene Ontology annotation, cellular component: Golgi apparatus. Gene Ontology annotation, molecular function: O-acetyltransferase activity. The record is from RefSeq and is a predicted model, not a curated record.